AUUCUAUCAUAAUUCUAUUUCAUAAACAGAUUUUUAUUACUUUCUUGAUCAAUCUUUCAACUAUUGACAUCAUUAUUCGUUGUGGACUUCAAAAUGGACCUAAAUUUUGUGCAAGCUGAUAACAGCAAUCUACCUAAGGUUGACGCAUUAAUGGUAGCAUUUUUCUUCAAAAAUAAUGCGGACUACUAUGCUGCGGAACUCAAACAUGUGAAAACAACAAUGUCUGGAAGGGAGUCCUACGGAGACGAUGCAAUUGGCUAUGUGCAGCUGCACCGGGAGCAUGGACUAUGCACACUUAAGUGCAAAAUGUGCCCAGAGCACAAAGUGAGAUCAAAAGCUUAUAAUGUGACAAUGGUUAUCAACGAAAAUGAAAGCGAGAUAAUAAGUUGUCAGUGCCAUGACUGUGCUGCUUCAGCAGGAGGAUGCAAGCAUGCAGUCGCUUUUUUGAUGUGGGUACAUCGGCGCAGUGAGGAACCUCCAUCUACUUCGGUGGAAUGUUAUUGGAAAAAGCCAACAUUGUCAAGAGUAGGGACUACUCUGAAGUACAUCACUGUGCAGCAGAUGUCGAAAAAGGAAGUACCACACAGACCAAGUACAUCAGCACUUUACACAGACUUUGUUUUGGAAGCCAAAAAAAGAAAACUUCAACACUGCGAAUUGAUAAAAUAUCAGGACGAUUUUAAACACUCAAAUGUUAUGCGGUAUUCGCUGCACUGUUUCAUAAUGGACCAACCACCAAAAAUUCAAGCAGACGUAGACAAUCUUGUAGACAUAAUGAAGACAACAUUCAACAGAGCUGCUAUCAGUGCAAUUGAAGAAGCAACAAGAAUGCAGUACAAGAGCAGCUUGUGGUAUGAGAUGAGAGAAAUGUAA
Messenger RNA from Acanthoscelides obtectus, 873 nucleotides. The record is from the annotation of a GenBank genome assembly. NCBI's taxonomy places the organism in Eukaryota, Metazoa, Arthropoda, Insecta, Coleoptera, Chrysomelidae.